UUGUUUACAGUAUGCCUGUCUGUGGAAGCACAUUCGCCAUGGUUCACUACGUUUCUUGUCCUUGGCAUUUUCACCUGCGCAGUCAAUCGUCUUUUUCUGAAUGCCGAGAAAUUUCUUGUCUCGCGUGACUGGGUUGUUGUGCUUAGCGAUGGAAAUACGCUGUCAAGUCUCAACGCUACCCUGACUGCACUGGAUCAAUUGACUAAUGUGAUUUCUCCUAUCAUUACUGGGGUUCUAGUGACGGCUUGGGGUCUUCGUGUCACGUGUGCGAUUUUCGGUGCAUUCAGCUUGGUGUCGAUGGCAUCGAAAGCGUUCUUUCUUCGAGCAUUGUAUGUACGCAAACCCAAGCUGGCUCAUAAGGAACGGGAAGCGACAAAACAAAAAUUUGAAGGCAAAACAUCGCGUGGGUCAAGGGUAGUCGCUGUGCUUGAAAGUAUCCCUGAUGUGUUACGGACUUACGUUCGCCAAACGGUGAUAGCUGCAGCAUUUGGCAUGGCACUGCUGUUCAUGACUGUGAUGGGAUUCGACGGCUUGGCCGUUGGAUACGGUCAGUCAGCUGGUUUGCAGGAUUUCGUGCUUGGCGCAUUCAGAUCCUAUGGGUCAGCAAUGGGAAUUCUUGGUGCGCUAUCAUAUGCCUUCUUUGAACGUCGUCUGGGAGUACGGAAAACAGGGUUACUUGGACUCACAUGUCAACAAAUCUGCCUCAUCGUGGCUGUAAUCUCCAUAUGGUUGCCUGGUUCACCAUUUGAUCCCAAGGGAUACUUUCAUGGACGAGCCGCACAGGGACUAGAAGACAUCGUUGAACCGAAUCCCACUAAAAGUGGACAGAGUUUGGACAGUAUCAUCACGUUUCUAAGUGGAAUCGCCACAGCUCGAUUUGGUCUAUGGAUGGCUGAUCUCUCGAUUAUUCACAUCAUGCAGGAAGGUGUACCAGAAAGUGAUCGUAACACAGUUUUCGGUGUACAUAACGCGCUAUGUCAGACAUUCUCGGUUCUCAAGUCUACUACUAAUACAGAGAGACAGUAG
Messenger RNA from Haemonchus placei, 1026 nucleotides. The record is from the annotation of a GenBank genome assembly. NCBI's taxonomy places the organism in Eukaryota, Metazoa, Nematoda, Chromadorea, Rhabditida, Trichostrongylidae.